This is a messenger RNA of Saccharomyces paradoxus, 1638 nucleotides long. RefSeq names its product Bit2p (gene BIT2). The coding region runs from base 1 to 1638 and encodes 545 amino acids. Gene Ontology annotation, cellular component: TORC2 complex. Gene Ontology annotation, biological process: TORC2 signaling. The transcript has a single exon. The record is from RefSeq and is a predicted model, not a curated record. NCBI's taxonomy places the organism in Eukaryota, Fungi, Ascomycota, Saccharomycetes, Saccharomycetales, Saccharomycetaceae.
AUGGCAACGGACCUGAAUCGUAAAAGAAGUGCCACCUCAGGCGCACUGGGCGUCACAAACCCCAACAUAAAACCAACUAACCGCAAACCAGCUAGGGUUUAUAGCGUUUCUUCUGAUAUAGUACCGCAAGCGCUGACACAUCCCGAUGAAGAUGUACACUUGAAAAUAUCUAAAUCUCCUCAUGAUACAGCUCCCAGGUGGUCGCAAGUGGGGUUUCAGUCUAUAUUUCAUGAUGGUUCUAAUGCAAGGCGCUCGACGGAUUCAAUUGAAGAGGAGUACAGUCAAGGCACGGAGAAUAACGAUGGUCAUUCUGAAGUAGGCUCAUCAAGUAGUAAUCGAAUGGAGGGAAACACCACAUCUAAUGAUAGCUUAUUUUCAUCCAACUCAAGGGGCAAUAAAAAGCGACUGUCCAUGUUUACUAAUUCAAAAGAAAAUAUGAGAAAUCGAAGCAGGAGCUGGUCAAAAAACCAUAACACCGUUAUUAACGGUGCGAGUAGUAGCAGCGUAAGUAGGAGUGCCUCUAAGUUGUUUCACACGAAAUCUAAUAUAAGUGUGAACAGUUUGCAAUCUUCGCUGUCAACAGGCCAUUCUCAUUCAAACAAAGGCAAUAAUGUCUUUAGUAAGAUGGCGAAAAAGCUUUUACCCUACAAGCCGCAUAAUUCCAUAGGCAAGGACGACACCGAACCCGCAGUUCCCAGCCCAUUUAGUAAAUUUCUGCAUUCUUCGUAUGGUAAACAUAGGUCGCCCGUACAGUUUAUCCAUACUUCUACUGGAGGUCUGAUUGACUCUGGAAAGUCUGUAUAUUCUUUUAACCCUAGCAUUAACAACAACCCUAAUGACACAGCUCUGUCGCUAAUCCAAGACGAUACCUUCGAUGCAACUAACGUUUCUUUGUUACAUGAUUUACUGAAAAACUUGCCCUCCUUGAUAGCAAAUUAUAAGAGCUUCACCGUACAGGAAUUAUAUGUUUUGGAGGGGAAUAUCUGGGGUAUAUAUUGCAGUAUAGUUGUGGAGCUAUUUAAAAACAAGAGGGUGUGGCAACUGCCAGCCAAAAUUGAAGAUAUUGACCGGUUACUAGAGUUUUAUAUCACUUUGAAAACACAAACCAAGGCAGCCGUUACACACUCGAAAUUUUUGGCAGAAAUCGAGGAGUUUAUUACUACUUCAUUGUACAUUUUAGAGAACCAAAUCGUAUUCAAUUAUGCCAACGAAGACACCGUAAAUACAGCUCUGAAAAGAGUCGGCAUAAUUUGGAAGGUGUUUUACCAACAGGUUUACUACGAUAUGAUGGCAGUGUUGCUGCCCUUCGAGAAAAGUUUUCAGAAAGAUAAUAACUACUGGCUUGACGGAUAUCUACCGGAGCCUUCAAGGUAUGUUCCCUCAAUCGAUGUCCUAUUAUUAAAGUGUUUUAGGGACUCCAUCAUCCUUCCAUAUUACGAAAGCUUCCUACAUACAAAUGACGGUGCCAGUAAGAGUUUUCAAAGGUACAUUUUCAGUGAGGAAGAACAGAACGGUGUCACAGAGGAAGAUAAACUGACAUUACUGCAGUGCUUUGGAAUCCUGAAUACCAUAAAAGGUAAUAGCAGAAACCAAAAAAUUAUUGGCGAACUUCUUGAGGGCAUACGCAUGAGUAUAUAA